AUGGGGAGUGCGUCCAGUUCGCAAGCACAAAACGAGUCUCGAUCGGUUAAAACCGUUUACGGUACUGUCGUAGGACGUCGUUUCGUCUUUGGCUCCAAAGAGGUCGAUGCGUUCCAAGGCAUUCCCUUCGCGAAACCACCUGUUGGUGAUCUGAGAUUUAAAGCGUUUGGACCACGAGGAAUUCAAAAAGAUGCUCUUUUUGAAAGAUGUAAGCAUGGGAGAAAAUCAGAAGAUAAUCUCUAUCUGAAUGUAUUUUCUCCUGCUUGGGAUCCCGGCAACUCAACGAGGUUCGCUGUUCUGGUCUUCAUCCAUGGUGGUGGCUUCAUAAGUGAUAGCUGUGUCAAGUACGGGGACGAACGCAUUUGCGAACACUUGUGUACAAAAGAUGUAGUAGUCGUGACAACCCAGUACCGCCUCGGGUACCUUGGUUUCUUCUCAACAGGAGACGAACACUGCCCAGGAAAUUUCGCUCUUUGGGAUCAAACUCUGGCACUCAAAUGGGUUCAGGAGAACAUCGCAUUUUUCAAUGGUGACCCUCGAAACGUUACCGUAAUGGGUCAGUCAGCGGGCGGAGCUUCUGUUGAUCUUUUGAGCAUUUGUCCUCAUUCACGAGAUCUCUUCCAACGAGUGAUACCAAUGGCAGGAAAUGCAAGCUGUGAGUGGAGUACCCACAAUAACAUGGUUGAAGUAUGUCGGAAGUUUGCAGAAAGCAUAGGAAUCAGCGAAACUCAUCAUAGCCUCAAUAUGAUCAACGGACUUCGAGAAAUUGAAGCUUCAAAGUUUGCUCUUUCGCUCAUGGAGAGUAUGUCAUCUGCUUCGGAUUCAGAACUAUGUCCAGUCGCCCCACGAAUUGAUGGUGACUUCAUCACAAAACCAAUCGAGCAGUUGCGGAAGGAAGCGCCUGGGAAACCUAUGCUCAUUGGUUGCUGUGAGGCGGAAGGUCUGAUUAUGUUACUAGGAAGGAAAGCGUCGGUCAGUGCCUUGAUGGAGCAGAUUUCGAAGCUGGUUCCCGAAUGGAAGUAUCCUUCCGAGUUUAAACUUCUGCGACGAGAUCUUCUGCGAAAACUGAUUAAUGAUGAGGACAUGAAAAACUCGGAUCUGGUCAGGAGAGCAUUUGUUGAGCUCCUGGGCGAUCUUUUUACGAACAUCGGCGUUCAAAAAACGGUUCUUGAAACAUUGGAGGCACACAAAGUACCGGUCUUUUUCUAUUCCUUCGACUAUUUCAAUCCAAAGAGCUGGGGACCUCUGGGAUUUCGAAUGCCUUUUAAAGCCGCAACGCACUGUACGGAGUUAGCUUACAUUUUUGGCCGAGGUAUCAUCUGGAACUUCAGCUUCAAUGAGGAUGAUAAGAAGAUGUUGGAGAUCACAACCAGGAUGUGGACAAAUUUCGCCAAAUACGGUGAUCCAAACGGAUUGACGACUGCUGAUUCCUUGUCACACUUAUUGAAAAUGCCCAUGGAAUGGGAACCAGCAACUAUUGAGAACCCCCAAAAACAUUUUUCCAUCUCGUUGAAGCCACAAAUGCGUGAAAAAUAUAAGAAUUCGAGGCCAUUGUUCAUAAUUGAAAUGCAACGAGCACAACGCAGAGAUGUACAUUUCUAG
Molecule: messenger RNA, 1602 nt
Organism: Necator americanus (New World hookworm)
Lineage: Eukaryota; Metazoa; Nematoda; Chromadorea; Rhabditida; Ancylostomatidae
Exons: 14
Coding region: 1-1602 (533 amino acids)
Source: RefSeq, a predicted model, not a curated record